Molecule: messenger RNA, 339 nt
Organism: Podospora bellae-mahoneyi
Lineage: Eukaryota; Fungi; Ascomycota; Sordariomycetes; Sordariales; Podosporaceae
Exons: 2
Coding region: 1-339 (112 amino acids)
Source: RefSeq, a predicted model, not a curated record
AUGGACUUCCUCAACAAAGUCACCGGCGGAAACAACGCCUCCCAACCCGCCGACCACUCCAACAACCCCACCACCACCAACCCCACCGACCAGUCUUCCUCCUCGAGCGGCGGCCUAAUGGACAAGUUUAACAGCCUCGCCGGCGGCGGCAAGGAGUCGGAGAAGAAGGAGGAUCCUCUCGAUAAGGGAGUCGACCUCUUCCAGCAACACGUCCUCGGACAGGGCGAUCAGUCCAACGAGAGCGCCAUCGAGCAGGCUAAGGAUGAGCAGAUCAGUGAUUUCAUUCGGGACCAGUACAAGAAGAAUACGGGCAAGGAUUUUCCUGUGGCUGAUAAAUAG